Molecule: messenger RNA, 1770 nt
Organism: Trypanosoma grayi
Lineage: Eukaryota; Euglenozoa; Kinetoplastea; Trypanosomatida; Trypanosomatidae
Product: ubiquitin activating enzyme
Exons: 1
Coding region: 1-1770 (589 amino acids)
Biological process (GO): protein neddylation
Cellular component (GO): cytoplasm
Molecular function (GO): NEDD8 activating enzyme activity
Source: RefSeq, a predicted model, not a curated record
AUGGACACCAAAUACGACAGACAGCUGCGACUGUGGGGUCGUGAUGGCCAGCAGGCACUCGCGGAGUCGCACGUUGUUGUCCUUGGUGCAACAGUGGCAGCGGCGGAGAUGCUUAAAAACAUGAUCCUGCCGGGGAUCGGUCUCUUCACUAUUGUGGACGAUGCCCUCGUAGAUGAUGAGGCGAUGGGGAACAAUUUCUUUGUCACCAUGGAUGACUACGCGGCGCGGCGUCCAAUUGCAGUUGCGUUAGUGCAAAACCUUGGAAAGCUGAAUGCACAGAGUAGGGGUAUAGCCUGCGUGAGGCCCUGCGCAUCGUGGCUGGAAUCGUUCUUGUCGCCAACAGCAUCGCCGAGUAGUACAAUAGCAUCCCAAAGCGGAGAGCAGCAGCCGACACUAAUUGUAGCGACUCCACGACUUUCGCCGGCCUCUUUACGCCGCCUCGCGGCCCACUUGAAAAGAGUGAGUGGAAUACCGUUGUUGUACGUCAAGGCUUCGGGUUUAGCCGGGCUCCUGCACAUACAAGCAAGGGAGCGGAUUAUCAUUCAUGCAGAGCCGAAACCAGAGACGCGAGUUACCGAUCUGCGCAUCUUCAACCCCUUUCCCGCACUACAGGAGUGGUUUGAGGCGCACGACCCGGCGGAUGGUGCUCUUUACAGCAGAGACAUCGAGUUGCAUAGUCAUUUCCCCUGGAUAGCUAUCCUCUACCAUGCUCUCCAACGCGUACGACUGGGGCGUGGCGAUCCGGCGUUUGUACCCCGGUCCAAAGCGGAUUACGACGUGUUAAAGCACGCUGUGAGUUCAUUCAUUCUUCGUCCAUUCCCACCGCAGGAGGGCUUCGUGGAGGCUCUGGAGAUGUGUCGUACAGUUCUUAAUCGCCCCUCUGUUCUUCCAGAGGGUCUGCAGCAGUUGCUGCGCGAUACUCGCGCAGACACACCACUUUGUAUGCAUCAAUGGCCACAGCAAGAUCCGGAGGAGAAGAACACUAUUCUAUGCUGGUCUGUGGUGCAUGGCAUCAAACAAUUUAUAGCGAAUCAUGAUGGGGUUCCACCAUUCUGUGGAUACGUUCCAGACUUCACCACAACGACGCAGUGGUACGCUGAGCUAGGUGCCAUCUAUGCGAAAAAGACGGAGGAAGACUGUGUGGCAGUGUGGGAAUACGCCAUGGAGGCCCUCGGAAGUUGUGGUUGUGGCAGUGACGUGCCUGUUAUCGUUGAUGCGUCUGAGGUUGCGGAGGUAACAAAAGCGCUUGUGCAGAACCUUUGGACGCUGCAAACAGUGAGUUUUCACCCAGGUCUUGACGAGAACGUGUGUGAUGCACUUUCUCAGAAGCGCUUCAAUCAUUAUCUUUCCGACUGUAGCACUGACGAGGAGCGCUUUACAGUUGAGAUGUACGCGGCACUACUAGCGGCGCAGUGUUUCGAGGAACGCUACGGGCGGCCGGCGGGGUACGCCUCUGAGCAGAGCACCGACGCUGAUGCCAUAUGGGAGAGUGACGGAAAGGAGCUUCUGCAGAUUGUUACGGCAUCCAGAUAUGGAGAACCGUGCAACAAUGUUGAUUUGCUCAGCAAGGCAUGUAUGGAAGUGGCACGAUACGGUGCGGGGGAGCCGGCUGCUAUUGCGUCUAUUAUCGGUGCAGCAGCAGCACAAGAGUGCAUCAAACUCGUGCAGCAGCGUCGUGUACCUAUUCAGCGGCCUCUGGUCUUUGACGGCUACCGAAGUUGCUUCUGGCUUGCUCCGCCGUUGCCUGAGAUUGCCGUGGAGCAGCAGUAG